GCUGCUUGUCAGCAGCUGGUUGAGCUGCAGGCCAGUAUCUGCAGCCCCUUCUUCUCUCUCAGAAUACAGCUUUCAGUUAUGCCUCUAGCUUGACCAACUAAAUGUUUCUCCUGCACUUUACGAAGGUUAUUUUGCAGACCUCAAGGCCUUUAUCUUAUCUCCUAGGCCAUGUAUGCUUUUGAAGAAUUCAGCGAACAGAGUAUUUGCCAAGCCCGGGCGUCAGUUAUGGUCUAUGACGAUACCAGUAAGAAAUGGGUGCCUAUAAAGCCUGGUCAGCAAGGCUUCAGCCGAAUCAAUAUCUACCACAAUACUGCCAGUAACACGUUUAGAGUAGUUGGAGUUAAACUUCAGGAUCAGCAAGUAGUGAUUAAUUAUUCAAUUGUGAAAGGACUGAAGUACAAUCAGGCAACGCCAACAUUCCACCAGUGGCGUGAUGCACGGCAAGUUUAUGGACUGAACUUUGCUAGUAAAGAAGAGGCAACCACGUUCUCAAAUGCCAUGUUGUUUGCUCUGAAUAUCAUGAACUCACAGCAAGAUGGAGGUCCAACGACUCAACGCCAGGUUCAAAAUGGACCUUCUCCAGAUGAAAUGGAAAUUCAGAGAAGGCAAGCAAUGGAGCAACAGCAGCAGCAGCAGCAGCGCCAAGAGUCUCUGGAAAGAAGAACCUCUACCACAGUUUCCACCCUUCAGAUAAAAGUGUCUUCUUCCCCUUUCCACUGCCAGUCUCCUCCUCCAGACUACAGUAACUACCAUGCUUCUCCUGGCACUGUUCCUCCACCUCCUCCUUAUGCCAAAGUUAUCUCAUCGACAUCUCCUCCUCUACCUGAGCCUGCUAACAGAGCUUCUUUCAGAUCUGCUGUUCCUGGGGCCCGGGAAUCCCCUCUGCAUUGCCACCGUUCUUCUGCAUCUGAGUUCCUGCCACCUCCUGGCCCUUCAUUUCACCCAGCCUGGCCAGGGCACAGGACAGUUACAUGGAGCACCAAGCAGAUCUCCCCAUCCCCUCCUCCUGCUCCUGCUUCCCAUUAUCCAUUCACCCCACAUCAAUCUCUCAGACGUUCUUCUCUCUCAUAUUCUCCUCAAUCUUCUUCUUCUCCUCCGGUGAACCUUGCACCUCCUGUACCAAAGGGGCUGAUACUGCAGCCCCAUAUUCCAGUAGUCCUUCCUGUAAUUUCUGCCCCAAAUGGCAGAAUCAGAGGGCCUACAGAUACAGUGGUCCAAGAUGUUUCAGCAAAUGUACCUCAUCUAGGUCUGAAUGGCCACCGUGAAGAACAUUUAACCACACAAGUUCCUCUAAACUCCUCUAUGACCCAGGUAAAGAGAACAGAUGGGUCUUUUUUCUCAUAUUUAGAAGCAGUGCCUGUUUCGCAUCUACCCAUUGUAACCAGCCCAACUGGGUCCUUUAUACCAGGUUUUUCUCAGCUCUCACAACAGUUGCCUUAUUCUCCACACCAGCUGUAUCCAUCCAUGUCACAUUUUGUUUCAUUACCUCCUCAUUAUGCUGCUGUAUCUGAGGUGAAUUUGUCCAAGAGGACCCCUCCUUACAUGACUUCAUCAACCAUUUCCCAUUUGAGUCCUGUCCUUCCACCAGGUCAUCCCUCUGCAGUUGCUGGACUACCUACUUCGUCUGGUGGACCGCCUCCUCCACCACCACCGCCUCCUCCGCCUACAGGAACUGCACCGCCGCCACCUCCGCCACUGCCAGCAGGUGGUGGGGGGACAAACAUUGAUGACGGGUCAGUGUCGGGAUUAGCGGCAGCUCUGGCUGGUGCCAAACUAAGGAGAGUACAACGGCCAGAAGAUGGAUCAGGAGGUUCUAGUCCCUGUGGAGCUUCAAAGAGUGAUGCCAAUCGAACAAGUAGUGGAGGCGGAGGGCUAAUGGAAGAAAUGAAUAAACUAUUGGCAAAAAGGAGGAAAGCAGCAUCACAGUCAGACAAGCCAGCUGACAAAAAAGAAGAGGAAAGCCAAAAUGAAGAUGCUAGCACUUCCCCGUCACCCGUUUCACGAGGCCCUGUUCAGCAACAGAAUUCUUCAGAUGCUGGGAAGAAGCUUUGGGAGCGAAGCAAUUCUGUGGAAAAACCUGUCGCUUCCUUACUGUCAAGAAACCCAUCAGUGGGGAGAAGUCCUGAACCUAAGAGUCCCAUUCAAUUCCAACCAUCCUCUAGAAUGAAGCCGGCAAGCAGCAGCAAUGAUGUGGCAAUGGACACCUUAGAUUUUGAUCGCAUGAAACAAGAAAUAUUGGAGGAAGUUGUAAAAGAAUUACACAAAGUAAAAGAAGAGAUAAUUGAUGCUAUCAGGCAGGAGUUGAGUAGAAUCAGCACAACAUAAUGGCCAUGGAAUCAUCCGGAAGUUGCAAAAGACUGAAGACAAUUGGAUCAUUUCUAGGUGUACCAAGAUCAUGCAAAAUGGUGAAAGAGGACACCUGGCACUGUCUUUUGUUCUUAAAUCCUUUUUAUUAGCAGACUCAGCAGACUUUGAAGCUUGCUGCUGCCUUGGAUUUGCUUCAUUUAAAAAAAAAGAAAAGAAAAGAAAAAGUCUUAAAAUCUUAAAAAAGAAAAAUAUUAAAAUUUAAAUUUCUGGAUUUUUUAAAUUUCAUCUGACAAUGCACAUCAGAUUUGGUCAGCCUUUUUUGUAUUUUGUAUUUGCUUAUUUAAAUGUAUGACAUUUUUCUUUUUAGUAUAUAGUAGGUAAAGAAAUACGUGAACCAUUUGCUUUUACUAGAUGACUUCGAAGUAAUUUUACUGGUAGUCUGCAUUGUAAAUGAAGACCUUUUUGCCAACAGAAUCUUAUUUGUGGCAUUACCAGUGGAAGCCGAAAGACGCCAGCUGUCAACCAGCAAGUCACUGGUCUCAGAGCUAUCACAAUAUUAAAGCGGUACAUCAGUGCAUCACAGUAUCUGUGUUCUUAUUGGUAAUAAACUGUUCAUUGUCCACAAUGUG
Sceloporus undulatus (fence lizard) is the source of this 2936-nucleotide messenger RNA. It is a transcript of the gene EVL, whose product is annotated as Enah/Vasp-like. Lineage: Eukaryota; Metazoa; Chordata; Lepidosauria; Squamata; Phrynosomatidae. The transcript has 15 exons. Bases 169 to 2325 code for a protein of 718 amino acids. Gene Ontology annotation, molecular function: SH3 domain binding; profilin binding; actin binding. Gene Ontology annotation, cellular component: cytoskeleton. The record is from RefSeq and is a predicted model, not a curated record. Gene Ontology annotation, biological process: actin polymerization or depolymerization; positive regulation of actin filament polymerization; protein homotetramerization.